UCCUCGCAACAUAUUAAUCAACCCGACAUCCGAUCGAAAGCAACCUAUAAUAUCAGGGGUUCUCGACUGGGAUAGCGCUGUUUUCGUCCCGGUUCUCACAAUAAAUUCUACGCCUUUUCUUCUACCGUCGCCAGCCGCCACUUACUUAUUUUCUAAUAACCAACUAUUAUAUUAUUCUUGAGAUGGAAGAUAGCAUAUACGUUCACUCUAGGUCAGACCAUAUGCGCCAUAGUCUAUCUCGAGACUCGAACAUGCCUGAAGACCGGCGAUCUGCUGUGUCUCCAGCUAGUUCUGGAUAUGCUCACGAUAUGGAACCUUUGAUCACCGAAGCAACAUCAACGGAGGAAAAUAGAACUUAUCCGGGUUUUCACAUGGGGAUGAUACUACGCCAAUUGAAAGGCCUUUUCGCUGCGAUGUUUCCACCGGUACAAAAUGCAAGCUUAUUAUUCGGACAUUUACAGGUAGAACCAAUAUUAAGCGCGGGCAGCAUCGGCUUAUAUUAUUUCUGCCUGAGACAACUCUGUGAGGUUUUUUUCACGGGGUCCAGGUCGCCAUUGGAGCUCGGUCAAGGCCAAGGGGUUCCUAGUUUGGGAAUGUAUCGCAAAAACGACGCCGUAAUUGCUAACUGGCAGAAUGUUUGCUACGCAACGUGGUGAAUAUUAUAUUUAAAGUGUCCUUUGAUUAAUAUGGCGCAUUAUGGAUCGGGA
Daldinia vernicosa is the source of this 707-nucleotide messenger RNA. RefSeq lists its product as uncharacterized. The record is from RefSeq and is a predicted model, not a curated record. Bases 183 to 656 code for a protein of 157 amino acids. The transcript has a single exon. Lineage: Eukaryota; Fungi; Ascomycota; Sordariomycetes; Xylariales; Hypoxylaceae.